Lontra canadensis (Northern American river otter) is the source of this 834-nucleotide messenger RNA. RefSeq names its product frataxin (gene FXN). NCBI's taxonomy places the organism in Eukaryota, Metazoa, Chordata, Mammalia, Carnivora, Mustelidae. The coding region runs from base 36 to 671 and encodes 211 amino acids. The record is from RefSeq and is a predicted model, not a curated record. Gene Ontology annotation, cellular component: mitochondrion. The transcript is spliced from 5 exons. Gene Ontology annotation, molecular function: ferric iron binding; ferrous iron binding; ferroxidase activity. Gene Ontology annotation, biological process: intracellular iron ion homeostasis; iron incorporation into metallo-sulfur cluster.
GCGGGAGGGCGGAGCGGCCGCAGCCUGGGAGCAGCAUGUGGACAUUCGGGCGCCGCGCGGCCGCCGGCCUCCUGCCUCUCUCGGCGCCCCCGGGCUCGGCCCCGGCCCGCGCCGGGGCCCAGGGGCCGACGAGGAACGCCCCGCUCUACAGCCGCCGGCGGCUGCGCGUCGGGACCGGAGCUACCCGCGUACCCAGCCACGCCAGUCUGAGCCUCCACCGCCUUGAUCAGAUGGUGAAUGUCAAAAAGCAGAGUGUCUGCUGGAUGACUGUGAGAACAGUGGGCACGGUGGGCGACCCUGGCUCUCUGGAUGAGACCACCUAUGAAAGACUGGCUGAGAAGACACUAGACUCCUUAGCAGAGUUCUUUGAAGACCUCGCAGACAAACCUUAUACGUUCGAAGACUAUGAUGUCUCGUUUGGGAGUGGUGUCCUGACCGUCAAACUGGGUGGAGAUCUAGGAACCUACGUGAUCAACAAGCAGACCCCAAACAAGCAGAUCUGGUUAUCCUCACCCUCCAGCGGCCCCAAGCGCUACGACUGGACGGGGAGGAACUGGGUGUACGCGCACGACGGCGUGUCCCUGCACGAGCUGCUGGCCGCGGAGCUGACCGAAGCCUUCCGGACCCAACUGGACUUAUCCUCUCUGGCCUAUUCCGGAAAAGGCGCUUGAUGCCCCGUCCAGUCCCGGGGACAGUAACAGGUCUGAAGCCAAGACCCCGGCUCCGCCCCACUGCUGGGGGUCUGGUUGGUUCCAUUCCCACUUUGGAGGACAGUGCGUGUUGUGUAAGGGCUCGGUGAAAAGAACGUGUUGCCUCCCACCCUCCCCUAAAUUC